Molecule: messenger RNA, 4331 nt
Organism: Lucilia sericata (common green bottle fly)
Lineage: Eukaryota; Metazoa; Arthropoda; Insecta; Diptera; Calliphoridae
Gene: Sb
Product: serine proteinase stubble
Exons: 9
Coding region: 858-3569 (903 amino acids)
Biological process (GO): proteolysis
Molecular function (GO): serine-type endopeptidase activity
Source: RefSeq, a predicted model, not a curated record
AAAUAAAGAAAAUAAAGAAAAGUGUUGUACACAUCAUUAAAUAUUAUUGGCAACAAAAAAGAAGUCAUGAAGUUGUAGUUUUAACAAUAAGAAAAGUUUAUAAAGAAAACAAAUUUAAUGAAAAUAUUUAACAUACCGCGUACUUGUAAUUGUUUUUCACUUUUAUUUAAAAUUCGUUCAUUCCGUCCAUUCGUUUGUUUGUUUGAUUGUUUCUUUGUUUGUGGCAUGACAACGUAAUCAAUUCAUUCAAAAAAUAAUAAAAAUAACUCAAGUGUAGUGCACCGAAACCGUAGAGUGUGAGAGAAAAACUAACUGACUGCCUGCAUUUCAAUAAAACAAAACAAAUACUAAAAACAAAUAAAAGUCAAAUGGAGAAAUUUUUAAAAAAUAGAUAAAAUUAACAAAGAUAUUCCUAAAUCAAAAAAAAAAAAAACAGACUAGAAAAUAUUAAAGUCAAUUAAAGCAUCAUUAUUAAAUUAUUAUCUUUGAUUUUUAACAUUUAUGUUUUGUAAAUGUAAAACCAGUGUUCACUUAUUAAUUAAUUACAGUUAUAAACAACUGCCCGACAGCCUGUGUAUCGUCUAUGUAUCGUUUGUUUAAAGUCAUUAGGAAAAAAUAACUCAUUAGAAAGAAGAAAAUACUAAAUUACAAACGAUUUAAAGAAAAAUAAAAUAAAUUUAUUGAUACUGGCCGAUCAUCUUCUAUUACCACUACCAGCCAACACUACCAAUACUAAUACUAUUCCAGCAUAUAUUUAUUUCCUUGUUCAUGUACCGAUCGAUGACUUGAUGUUUUGGAUUUUGCUUAAUUUUAUAAUUGGAAAAACAAAAAACUUGAUCACUACAUCCACUUGAAACAUGAGGAAGAAUCGCUAUAGUCGGCAAUGGCUAGUCAAUCAAUACGAUGAUAAUGAUCAUAAUCAUGAUGGUGCUAAUAAACAUAAUGUUACGGGACAGAAGCAGAAUCAUCCAGCACAAAAUUACAGCACACUAGCGAAUACAAAUGGUCCAGCAGCAUUUCACCCCUUUCACAAAAAUUUUCAAACACAGACGCAUUUUCACUCACACCUGCACCCACAAGAUAGUAGUAGAAAUGAACCGUUAACCGUACGGAGAAGACAUUUAGAUUUUUAUUUACGAUGGCCUUUAAAAAAGUCCUGUUUCAACCAAAUACUAGAAGUAUUAUUAGCGUUAGUUUUAGUCAAUUGUCUAUUAUAUAGGCUAACGCAUUUGCCAUUGGCUUUGGCUGCUUAUGGUGAUUUACAACCGGCCAGAGGAUACCAUCAUCAAGCCGAGGCAAGUGCUUUUAGCAGUAAUUUUCGUAAUAGCGAAAGUUUAAACUUAAAUUCAAACGAGGAUGAAGAGGAUUCAUUCUUUCGACAGCCUCAUAACAUUGGUGGUUCUGCCUUCGGUUACAAUGGUCUUCAGAUCCAACACAACUUGGACGAUAAUUUACUAAGGAGUCAAAACUUUAAAAUUAGUCCGAAGCCUUGUUCUACGGGCCGUAUUGAAGGAACCUGUAUGUUUGUCUGGGAGUGUAUAAAGUCUGAGGGUCGACAUGUUGGCAUGUGCGUGGAUUCGUUUAUGUUUGGCUCUUGUUGUGUUCACAACUACACGGACAACAUAGUGCAACAGAAUACAUUUUCAUACACCAGACCCACUAAACCAUUAGGAAUCGGUAGUAUGAAUCAUAGGCCACGGCCGCCUCAGCAACCACAUCGUCCCAGUAUCAGCGGAAUGACAACGAUAGAAAGACCACACGGAGCGGGCACAUUGGUCAUAAGACCUUCAGGACCUCAUCAUCAAGGUGCGCUAUUAAAACCUCACCACUCAAAGCCCCCAUAUGCAAGCACAGCUUUAUCAAGUUCUGCAACAAGUACGACCUCAACCACUACGACAGAUGAUCCGACCAUAUUAUGGACAUCAAACUCCAUUUUGGGCGAUUUGCAAUCAUCGGCUAGUAUUGCCUCAGCAACAACAAUUAAUCACCAACAGCAACAACAUUGGCACUUAACGACUGAACCAAAUUUUAUUACAAAGCCAAGGCCACCAUCAUGGGAUAAACCUUCGACAUUGAGACCUAAGCCGCCUAAGCCACCAAAGCUACCCAAACCCAGUAAAAAGCCUACUACAGCCCUCGAUUGGUUGACCCAACAACAACUACAACAGCAAUUAACACAAAAGCCUUCAUUUAAUACACAUUCGACCAGUACAUCUACUACGACCACUGCAACUACGAUCAAGAAUAAGCCUUCAAAGAAUCCUGUUGAAUCACUCUCAUCAACUACUCCAACAACAGCUACAACGACGUUAAUGAUGACGACAACAACAACAAAAACUAAACCUCAGGUUGUUGCACAAAGUACUAAGCCAACAUCAAAGCCAUCACCUAAUACAACCAAACCCUAUACUAAACCUACCUCAAGUGUAAGCAGUAGUACAGCAAUAACAACAACAACGACGACUACAACAUCGUCAACAUCAGCUUUACCAUCAACAUCAAUGUACAUUCCAACAAAACCAGCAACAACUUCUUCUACAACGUCUACAAGUUACAGCCAAAAACCAUCAACGGCGGCGGCGUCUAAGCCAACAACAACAACUGCUGUUUUUCCAACAAAACCAUCACAGAGACCAACAUCCUCUCAGCGACCAUCUACUACAACAACUGCAGCGUCAUCAUCUUCAAACACAUUACCACCACCUCAUAAUCUCAGCUCAAUCGAAUCGAAUGAAAUUAGUGACCAUUUAGACAUUGAUAGCGCCACUAUUAAGACCAUAUCAGCCGCCCGUAGUGAAUGUGGAACACCCGUUUUAACACGACCGGAAACACGCAUUGUAGGUGGUAAAAGUGCAGCAUUUGGACGUUGGCCUUGGCAGGUAUCUGUGCGUCGCACUUCAUUCUUUGGCUUUUCAAGUACACAUCGAUGCGGUGGAGCUCUUAUAAAUGAAAAUUGGAUUGCUACUGCUGGUCAUUGUGUGGAUGAUUUAUUAAUUUCCCAAAUUCGCAUACGUGUGGGCGAAUAUGAUUUCUCACAUGUUCAGGAACAAUUGCCCUAUAUUGAAAGAGGUGUUGCCAAAAAGGUGGUGCAUCCUUUAUACAAUUUCUUUACAUAUGAAUAUGAUUUGGCACUAGUUAAAUUAGAGCAACCACUAGAAUUUGCCCCUCAUGUCAGUCCAAUAUGUCUUCCGCAAACGGAUAGCUUGCUAAUUGGUAUGAAUGCAACAGUGACGGGCUGGGGAAGACUUAGCGAAGGAGGCACCUUGCCAUCAGUUUUACAAGAGGUUUCGGUGCCCAUUGUUAGUAACGACAAUUGCAAAAGUAUGUUCCUAAGAGCAGGAAGACAAGAAUUUAUACCGGAAAUAUUUUUAUGUGCUGGUUACGAGACUGGUGGACAAGAUUCUUGCCAAGGUGAUUCGGGUGGUCCUCUUCAGGUAAAGUCUCAAGAUGGUCGUUACUUUUUGGCUGGCAUUAUAUCGUGGGGAAUAGGCUGUGCUGAGGCCAACUUGCCAGGCGUGUGUACGCGUAUUUCAAAAUUCGUGCCUUGGAUUAUAGAAAAUGUAACGUGAUAAGCUUUCCACUAUCUAGCCACAAAUAUGAAAUAUAGAUUAUUAUUUAUGUUUAUUAUCUAUGAUUACUUUUACUAAUCAAAUGUGUAAAUAUCUUAAACUCAAUUGUUGAAAUAUUGUUUUACUUUUAUUAUUAUUAUUAUUUUUCUACAAUUCUCAUUUAUUAUUCUUAUUUAAUUUACGUGUGAUUUUAUUUAUUUUAUUAUAUUAAAAUGUAGUUAGAAACAAUUAUUAAAGCCCAAUUAAUUCAAUUCGCAUCAAUGAAAUAUAAAUCAUUUCAUUUUCAAAUAAUUUAUAAAAAAAAAAACUGAAAUUCAUUCCAGCUGUACAUAAGUACAUGCGUACAUACAUAUGUAAAUGUUAUGUAUGAUGUAUCUAUAUUUAUUUAUAUAUAUAUGAAAAACACUUGAGAGUCAUUUUUAGCUUAAAAUUCAAUUGUAAAGAAUUAUUGUAAUGUUUUCUAGUAUUAUUAAGUGAAUUUAUUUUGUAUUUAUAAAAACGACCAUAACAACAACAAAAAAAAACAUAUAUUGUCUUGCCCAAAGAAGGAAAAAAUAAAAAACAAGGAUUAUAAUUCAAUUAUAUCAAUAAAACGUUUUUGAGUUAACAAUAUUUUUUAUUAUUUUUAUUUAGAAUUCGUAUGAUUAUGAUGGAAUAGGCUGCAUACAUCAAGACAACCCGAUGACAGUGAAAUAUUAUAUUCGAAAAAUCGAUGUUAAUACCCAUUUCCUUUUAAAACUGCUAAAAUAAUCUGGAUAUUAC